Molecule: messenger RNA, 1168 nt
Organism: Plectropomus leopardus (leopard coralgrouper)
Lineage: Eukaryota; Metazoa; Chordata; Actinopteri; Perciformes; Serranidae
Source: RefSeq, a predicted model, not a curated record
CACAUCUCUCCCUGUGGUAUCCCCGGCUCCUCGCUUCACUCCUAAUCCUGUGUGCACACGUGAAGCCGAGUCGCCACCGGCUGUCCUCUCGUCUCGGGGGCAUGCGUCCUCACACUCACACACUUCAAAUUUAAAUUCCAUCCAUCUUCUCCUCUUUGCUCUCGGCUGUCAGCGCUCGGGAAGAGUCGUCCUGAAGGUGAAGUCAACUGUUCCACCUGGAUUCCAGGAAGGUGAAGUCAACUUUUCCACCUGGAUUUCAGGAAGGAUGCGUCCACGCGACAGGUGGUCGGUGCGGACCCUGCAGACCUGCAUCCUGCUGCUGUCGGCGGUCACUCACUGCAAAUCUCAGCGCAGAGAGGAGAGCGGCGUCUCUUUGCUGCAGCUGAUCGGAGACCCUCCACCGGAUGAGAUCUCCAGGGUCUACGGGCCGAGGGGGGAGGCCGCUUACGUCUUCAACCCUGCGGCGGUGUCGGGUCAGCCGGCUCUGGCCCACGUCCCCAACCCCUUCCACCGCCACUUCUCCCUCCUCUUCCACAUCAAGCCCACCACUCCCGCCGCCUCCGUCCUCUUCUCCAUCACCGACGGCCGCCAGAGGAUCAUGUACAUCGGCGUCAAACUCAGCGCUGUGAAGUCCGGCCGUCAGAAGGUGCAGUUCUUCUACACCGAGCCAGACUCUGAGGCUUCGUACGAGGCGGCCAGCUUCAACGUGCCGAGAUUGGUGGACACCUGGAGUCGCUUCUCGCUGUCCGUGUACGAGGACCAGGUGACUUUCUACCAGGGCUGCGACUCGGAGCCGCAGGUGGUGAAGUUUGAGCGCUCGCCGGAUCCCAUGGAGCUCGACACGGGGGCCGGGAUCUUUGUGGGCCAGGCAGGAGGCGCCGACGCUGACAAGUUCGAGGGUGAGAUUGCAGAUCUGAGGGUGGUGGGAAACCCUCGGGCAGCUGAGCGCUUGUGCGACGACGAGGACGACUCUGAUGCUGCUUCUGGAGACUUUGGCAGCGGCGAUGGCGACAGGAGACACUCAGGACACACUGUGAAGAGCGAAGCAGCCGGGAGACACAAACCACAGCUUCCAUUAUCACCAGCAUCACCACCUGAGAGCCACCAGCUCUGCAGCUGGGAAAACAACGCCCCCAGUAACACAGAGCGGCGUCACCGUCCACUUUAG